Molecule: messenger RNA, 405 nt
Organism: Cryptococcus wingfieldii CBS 7118
Lineage: Eukaryota; Fungi; Basidiomycota; Tremellomycetes; Tremellales; Cryptococcaceae
Product: ubiquitin-conjugating enzyme E2 13
Exons: 5
Coding region: 1-405 (134 amino acids)
Biological process (GO): protein K63-linked ubiquitination; DNA damage tolerance
Cellular component (GO): nucleus
Molecular function (GO): ubiquitin conjugating enzyme activity
Source: RefSeq, a predicted model, not a curated record
AUGGCCGACUCCCCCCCCGGUAUCUCGGCUGCUCCCAAAGACGACAACUUGAGACAUUUUGACGUUACUGUGGCGGGGCCCGAGAGCAGUCCUUAUGAGGGCGGUAUCUUCAAGCUCGAGCUCUUCUUGCCGGAAGAAUACCCCAUGAACCCUCCCAAGGUCCGAUUCCUCACCAAGAUCUACCACCCUAACAUCGACAAGCUUGGCCGAAUCUGUCUCGAUAUCCUGAAAGACAAGUGGUCCCCCGCCCUUCAAAUCCGAACUGUCCUCCUCUCUAUCCAAGCCCUCCUCGGUGCCCCCAACCCAGACGACCCCCUCGCCAACGACGUUGCCCAAGCAUGGAAGGAGAACCAGAGCGCUGCUAUCGCUCAGGCGAAGGAGUGGACCAACAAGUUUGCUCAGUAG